Molecule: messenger RNA, 1316 nt
Organism: Magallana angulata
Lineage: Eukaryota; Metazoa; Mollusca; Bivalvia; Ostreida; Ostreidae
Product: low affinity immunoglobulin epsilon Fc receptor-like
Exons: 4
Coding region: 14-715 (233 amino acids)
Molecular function (GO): signaling receptor activity
Source: RefSeq, a predicted model, not a curated record
CGCAGAAGAAAACAUGUUCCAAACAUCACAUUAUGUUUUCGUCACUCUAUUUCUUGAGGUUUUCUGUAAGCAGAGAAGUGUUUCUUACUCGGUAGUGGACAUCGAGGCGACUAACUACCCAUUAACGGUGUCUUAUCCAGAUUUCAGUAUUUUGCAAUGUGGAACGCUGUGCACAGAAGAUAGCUAUUGCACAGAGUUUCUUUUCAACAAAACAAACAAACAGUGCAAUGCAGUCCAUUGCGUAAGCAAGCCAGGCUACUCGUAUCAGUUUUUGAGUCUGAAAAAUGACCAAGUACUCCGUUUCCGGAAAGAUUUAAACUGGACGUACAUGGGACAUUAUUAUUAUCAUGUAGAAAAAACUGCCACUUGGGAAGAAGCCAAGUUGGAGUGUCAGAAGCUGUGCUCUUACCUUGUGGAGAUCAACAGUAAAGAGGAAUCUGAUUGGCUGGCUGCCUCAUUUCUCAUGAAAGACAGUUGUGGCAGCAACAUUUUCACUAGUUGCACCGCAUGGACAGGCGGAAACGACAGAAGCACAGAGAGACAAUAUUUAUGGGAUCAUUCGAACACGCUUAUCAACUUUAGUAACUGGUACCCGAGAGAACCGUCUGAUUCAUCAGCUACCGAAAACUGCAUUACUUUAAUGAGGGAUGGACGAUGGAAUGACGGAAUAUGUCAUUUACCCAAUUCUUACAUUUGUGAAAAAAAUGAUAUUUAAAUAUUGGUUUUCAGUUCCGGUUAGAAAGAUAAGUGUUUCUAAAUUUGUUUCUGCAUGUCGAGGAAGUAAACUCUUGGGAGAGAACCACCCACGAAUAUCACGAAAAUGGAGUCAACGUGAACUAAAGAUUCAACAAUGUGUCAUAUAAACCUUUAAGUUAAUUGUAUGAUAUUACAUAAGCCUUGAUAUAACACAUUGUGACCAGGUUUUUUUUUUCUUUUUCAAAUCUCCAGUAAUCACUUGAAUCUUUUGCAAAAAGCAUGAUAGGAAAUGGCAUUAUUAUACAAUAAAAUGCUUAAUUUGGGAAUAACAAACAUACAUUUUAUUUUAUCUCUUCAACUCCUUGUAUUUUUUUUUUACAUUUAGUACAAUUUGAAUUUGGGGAACUCAACAACAUUUCAAAACCAGAUGACAUAUAUAUUUUGUUAUUGAAAUCAAACAUAAAUCUAUAAUGGAAUCAAUGAGACAUUUUGGCUUGAAUUAUCUUCCUUUUGAAUUGUUAAGCUUUAUGAUUUUUCUCUCAUAAAAAUAAAUUGAUAAGUAUGAUACGCGGUAAUUGUUAAACAUUAUUGGCCUAAGCAUCAAGAAGCUCCAUUUUUGC